AUGCAACAGCCGCAGCAGCACGUGCAGCGCAGCGCGGAGGCAGCAGCUUUUUGGCAGCAGCAACACACCCAGAAACAGCAGCUGCAGCAACAACACGUGCAGCACAAGCUGCAGCAGCAACGCGUGCAGCAGCAGCUGCAGCAGCAACACGUGCAGCAGCAGCUGCAGCCACAGCAAGCGCAGCGCCAGCAGCAGCAAGAGUAUGGAUUUCCGCAUAGCAGACCUCCUCAAGAGGCUAUGCUCCCGAAUGAACACUCCUUUCAACCGCUGCAGCAGCUGCAGCAGCUGCAGCUGCAGCAGCUGCAGCAGCAGCAGCACAUGCAGCAGCAGCAGCACAUGCAGCAGCAUCAGCACAUGCAGCAGCAGCUCCAGCCCCACCAUGUGCAGCCAAGCCCAGCUACACUCCAUCAGCCUAACGAGCACCCGUACCUACAAGACCAGCAACGGCACAUGGGUAUCUCCGUGGCUGUAGAGCCUCCCGAAGCCCCUCAGCAGCAGCAGCAUACGGAGCAGCAGCAGCAGCUGCAGCAGCGCAAGAGCUGCGUGUAUGCUGCUUCCGUAGACGUGACAAAGCGAGUGCCUCCUCCGCUGCGUGAGCGGCAGGUUGCCGCCGGUGCAGCGAGUGAGCCUCUGCCCUAUGGAUCAGCUUCUGCUGAAGCGGCAGCAGUAGCAGCAACACUGCAUCCCAAGAAGAUUGAAAUGCGUUUGUUUCUCCGACGGCUAGGAGGGAGGUAUGUUACAGAGGCCGGAAAGGAGGAGUUGGCUUUGACAGCAAAGCUGAAGGAGCUACAGGAGGAGCUCAACCGCGUCCAGGCGCAGAUGGGGAAGGGCCCUACUGUUCAGCAGCAAAAGGAACCCCACAAAUGCCUGUGCGGAGCAGCGUGCUUGGAGGCUGCUGCUGCUGCUGCAGCAGCAGGAGCUGAUGUUGCUGCUGUGCUACAGCAACAGCAACAGCAGCCACUGCACGGAGACACCAUCCUGUACGAGAUGACAAAGUUCCAAGAUUUGGUUGACGACGAACACAAGGAGAAAAAGAAGAAUUUUAGGAAUGUCGCAGGUUUGUGCAAACGUAAGGUGGAGGGUCAGCCGAAGCGGCAGGGGCAGAAGCAGGAGGAGAUGGAGCGCCAGUGGCGGCAGCAGGCAAAAGUGUUGAGUGGUGGGGUUGCUGCUUUUUGGUUAAAAGUUGAACGUGUAGUCUGGGAGGACCAGAAGAGAUCUCUGCAGUCGCAACUGCAGCAGCAGAAGGAGAAAAACUUCGAUCGAUUCGUCAAGAAGGCGUUGAAAGUCUCCAGGGCCAUUGCAGGAGGCAUUAGAAGGGCGCAAGAUGAGGGACUUUACGGGGGAAGUUGCUUGGGUGGGACCCCUGACGGUGAAACGACUCAUGAAGAAAGUACGCAACAUGCACAGCAGCAGGAACAGGAGGAAAAGCAGCCGCAACAGCAGCAACGGCAUCGACGACGAUUGCAGUCACCUCGGGGCUCAAAAGAGGCCUCAAGAGACGGUGACGAAACAGGCAAGGCGAAAGGAGCAGCAGCAGCAGCAGCACCAGGUGAAGAUGAGGACUUUGAAGCAUCAGGAAAACAAGCGGAGAAGCAGGAGGCGGAAGACAUGGAGCUUGAUGCUGAGAUGGAGAGGGAAGAAGAGUCGGGAGCAGACAACGUGAAAGAAGGUGACGAGGCAGGCGACCUGGAGAAAGAAGCAGAGGAACCGCUAGAAGAACUGCUGAAGCGCUACGGCUACUCCAGCGUUGCGGACUUCCGCCAACGGGGCAGAGACGAGACCGGAAGCCAAGAGGAUGAUGACGCUGAAGCUUCGUCAAAUGCGGAGGAGCCAACACCAGAAGAAACCACACCGGCAGCAGAACCAGUACCAGCACCGGAGGCAGCAGAAGCAGCAGAGGAAGUGGCAGAAACAGAAGCUGAGCCCCAGCCUCCUACCCCACGCAACAGUACGCGACCCCGCCGAGCGGCCAGUCGCCGGGUGCUGGAGCAGUUUGAAAAUCUUCAGAAGGAGCAACAGCAGCAAGAAGGCCAGACUCCGGAAGAGGACGAGGAGGGUUUAGCAGAAGGCGGCGAAAACAUUGCUGCUUUAAUCAAAGAAAGAGAUGAAGAGGAUUUACAGCUUGACCAAGAUAUUCACUCAAGCGAAGAGGAGUCUGAAGCGGGCGCAGAGGACCUCAUGAACGAGGCAGAUAUGCCUCUUAGCGAGAUUCUUAA
Molecule: messenger RNA, 2216 nt
Organism: Eimeria maxima
Lineage: Eukaryota; Apicomplexa; Conoidasida; Eucoccidiorida; Eimeriidae
Product: SNF2 family N-terminal domain-containing protein, putative
Exons: 4
Cellular component (GO): Swr1 complex
Molecular function (GO): histone binding; ATP hydrolysis activity
Source: RefSeq, a predicted model, not a curated record